Messenger RNA from Cucurbitaria berberidis CBS 394.84, 1205 nucleotides. RefSeq lists its product as uncharacterized. The coding region runs from base 26 to 1021 and encodes 331 amino acids. The record is from RefSeq and is a predicted model, not a curated record. The transcript has a single exon. NCBI's taxonomy places the organism in Eukaryota, Fungi, Ascomycota, Dothideomycetes, Pleosporales, Cucurbitariaceae.
CAGAACAGCAACAACAACAGCCAAAAUGUCUGCAAACAAAAAGAAAAAUGAUGACAAACCUGCCGUCCCUGACCAUGAAGUGCGCCAAGAAUCAUCAAAAAAUGCAAACUGUGCCCUGCAAGCGCAGCGAAAGGCACAGGAGUUGAAAGAUGCAGCCGCCGGCGCUGGCGACCCAGAGGAGCGCCAAAAACUAAUGGAACGCGCCAUCAACGCACAAAUCGAGGCCGAGUCUUUUGGGAAAACAGCAAAGUACCUCCGCUCCGGCACAUUCCAAGGUCUGGCAGUCGGCACAGGCCUCGGCGUUGCACCGGGAGCCACGCUGGGAGCCGUGACCGGAACGUUAGUCGGUGGAAUCACGUCGACAAUAACGGGCGGGCUAGGUGGUGGAGUGGGAGCUCUGACCGGGGCGCUUCACGGACCGUUUUGGGACUUGGGGAAAAUGGCGGGGAGGGGAGUGCAGAAGGUGACGGGGAACUUUCCUGGAUGGGUGGCUAGCGAGGAGCAGAAGAAGGCGUUUGAGAAGAUGAUAGGGCAGGCUCAAGAGGAGGAUAUGCCUGAUGAGAGUGAACUGGAGAAAUUGCGAAAAGAUGGCGGUGGUGGUGGUGAGAAAGAGGAUGAUGAGGGCUGGAUCAACAGCGCGAAAGAGGCUAUGCCGGCAAAGUGGAGUACAGACAGCAAGUCAUCUACGCAAGACGCAGGAGAAGGCAAAGCAGAAAGUCAAAGUCGCAAGAAGCCGCGCAAAUUGAAUCAGCCCCCAAAAGAAGACUCAGCGAACAACACGGAACCUAGAAACCGCAAGACACCACGCAAAUUGGAGGUCAAGGCCAAUAGCAGUAAUACAGGCUCCUCGAAGCCGACCAGUACCAAGGGGAAACCACGUAAACUUGAAAACAGGUCAGAUGGCAGCAGCAGCAGCAACAACAACAACAACAACAACAACAACAAUAGCAAUACAACCCCAAUGAGGUCGUCGACUCGUACGAAAGCACAGCCACGCAAACUCGAGCAAAGGUCCUCUUGACGUAGUCGGCAUUGCUUCAAGUUCACUCCUAGGUCGAAUCCCGCGGGGACAAAAACAUGGCAUUCAUUUACUUAUUUCACAUACAUUUUAUUUGUCUGGCUACUCAAGCACGGUGUGUAUAAGAAGACAACAAGUGUACACGGUUACAAUUUAAUCUGAGUAUUCAUUCACAAAUUCCCAAUCU